AUGGGCCGCAACAUGGCGCUUCCCCUGCUCCUGGCGCUGGCGGCCCUAGUGGCGUCGCUGCCGUCGGGUUCCGUCGCGACGGCGGGGACGGCUGGUGCGUUCGACAGCUGGUUGUCGGCGAACCAGAAAGACUUCGCGAUCAACCAGGCGUUGUACGCGAAGAAGGCGGUGGGUGACACCGGCAGCACCGUCGACGAGUCCCUGUCCAAGGCGGAGGAUAACAAGACCACCUACGUGGUGGACCCCAAGGGCGGUGGUGACUACAAGACCAUCACGGCCGCGAUCGACGCCAUCCCGGAGGGCAACACCGGUCGCGUAAUCCUGGACCUGAAACCCGGCGAGUACCGUGAGAAGAUCUUCCUCAACCUCAGCAAGCCCUACGUGACUUUCAAGUCCGAUCCCAAGAACCCGGCCAUCAUCGCCUGGAGCGACACCGCUGCGACGCUAGGGAAAGACGGGAAGCCGGUGGGCACGGUGGGGAGCACCACCUGCGCCAUCGAGUCCGACUACUUCGUGGCGUACGGCGUCGUGUUCAAGAACGACGCGCCACUGGCCAAGCCGGGGGCCAAGGGCGGGCAGGCGGUGGCGCUGCGUACGUUCGGCACCAAGCAGGCCUUCUACAACUGCACCAUCGACGGCGGGCAGGACACGCUGUACGACCACAAGGGGCUGCACUACUUCAAGGACUGCGUGAUCAAAGGGAGCGUGGACUUCAUCUUCGGGUUUGGGAGGUCCUUGUACGAGAACUGCCGCAUCGUGUCCAUCGUGAAGGAGAUCGCCGUUCUCACGGCGCAGCAGCGGACCAAGACCAUCGAGGGCGCUAUCGAGAGCGGGUUCUCAUUCAAGAACUGCAGCAUCAUGAGCGAAGGCGGGGGGGAUAUCUAUCUUGGCAGGGCGUGGGGGGACUCGUCGCGUGUCAUCUACGCCUACACCGAGAUGAGCAAGGAGGUGGUGCCAGUUGGAUGGGACGGAUGGAACAUCAAGCAGCCUGAGAGUAGCGGGAUCUACUACGGCGAGUUCAAAUGCAGCGGGCCGGGGUCGGACGCGAGGAAGAGGGUCGGGUGGGCUGUGGAUCUCACCGAGGCCCAGGCCAAGCCCUUCAUCGGCACACACUACAUCUUCGGCGACUCUUGGAUUCUGCCACCGCCAACUGGGAACUCUCCUCCCUCUAAAAAAGGCUCCAGUGGAGGAGCCCCCGCCACAUCUCCCGCCUCAUCGCCCGAGUCGGCAGAUUCAGCCUCAUCGCCCGAGUCGGCGGAUUCAGCCGCGUCGCCCAAGUCGGCGUCCUCAGCCUCGUCGCCCAAAUCCGCCUACUCAGCUGCAUCCAAGACGAAGAAGAAAGAAUUAUAG
Messenger RNA from Triticum turgidum subsp. durum (durum wheat), 1350 nucleotides. The record is from the annotation of a GenBank genome assembly. Lineage: Eukaryota; Viridiplantae; Streptophyta; Magnoliopsida; Poales; Poaceae.